AUCAAAAUGAUGUCGAAAUGAUCGAUGACUCGAAAAUGAUCAUUAAAAGUUAUUUUUCAAUCAUUUCCGAUUCAUUUAAAUGUCAUUUUGACAUUUCCGUGACUAGUUGUUCUAUGACAGUUUAGAUUUACAUCCAGUUAGCAUAUAUCAUCGCGGAAAGGAAAUAGAAAAUUUAUUAUUGUGUGAUAUAUCAACGCGUUACGUGUGCUAAGAGACGACGCGUAAUCAGUUAAAUUUCAGAUCAAAGUCUUUGGCUGUGGUAUCAGUUGUUGGGCACAUUGACGUAUUUUAUGUGCAACAAGUCUUACUCCGUUUUACAAGAGCGACUUUUCGUUACUUUUUGUUUGCGAGAAAUUCUUUGCGAAAAUUCGUUAAUUCAGAUAAGUGUAAUAAUACAAAAUGGUACAAGUCUGUAUAAUGAGUGGUUGCAACAACAAUUCUGAAAAAUGUAGCGGUGAACGUAUAAGUUUCUUUCAAUUGCAGAAAAACCAAAUUAUGCAUGAAACUUGGCUGCGAAGAAUCGGAAAAAAUCACAAAUCUCAUAAUGGAAAAUUUGCAAAAGUGUGUUGCAUUUUUCGGAAGAUUCAUUUAUGGUACCAAAAAGGAAAUCGAAAGUUACAGAGGACAAGAGAAGACUACGCCUUUUACAGAGCUGCUAUACCAACUUUGUUUUCAACAUCAAUAGAAAAGAGCUUUCAGGAUACUGCGGUAAACAUGGAUUUUAAAAUUAUUCGUUGAGAAUUUCCACUUGUCAGUAAUCCAGGCACAAGCAGAGGCGAGAAGGAAGAAAUCAGCAGUAAGAUUGAUGCAAUGGAUAAAUCUUGCGGCAUGUUACUUCUAAUAACAACGAAACUGAUGCCAUUGUGGUAACAUCAAUAGUGGGUUCAAGAAGAUUUUUAAUGGAGAACUGUGAUGACAACAUCAACAGCAAUGGCUAAAAACCAACCGAAAUGUACGAUUUAAAAACAAAUAUGACGUUUCUUAAGGCAGACCUGCAGCAUUAGCGUUCAUUGCAUGAAUUUAACAUGCAAUCAAAAUAUACAUAUUUCGCAAUGCAAAUUGCCCCUAGAGGCAUUGAAGCAACAAUUGCAAGAAGAAGACCAACAAUUGCAAGAGAAAGACGAACAAUUGAAAAAAAUAUCUGCCAAAAAGGAACAGAUGCUGAAUUGAUUAAUGAUCUUCAAGCACAAUCGGCGAUCACUACUGCGACUCUCGAAGACGACAGAAAAAAAUACGUCACAGAACUGUUAAAACCGUA
Trachymyrmex septentrionalis is the source of this 1258-nucleotide messenger RNA. RefSeq lists its product as uncharacterized. The transcript is spliced from 4 exons. NCBI's taxonomy places the organism in Eukaryota, Metazoa, Arthropoda, Insecta, Hymenoptera, Formicidae. Bases 400 to 738 code for a protein of 112 amino acids. The record is from RefSeq and is a predicted model, not a curated record.